Mytilus trossulus (common blue mussel) is the source of this 3226-nucleotide messenger RNA. RefSeq lists its product as uncharacterized. NCBI's taxonomy places the organism in Eukaryota, Metazoa, Mollusca, Bivalvia, Mytilida, Mytilidae. Bases 184 to 3024 code for a protein of 946 amino acids. The record is from RefSeq and is a predicted model, not a curated record. The transcript is spliced from 20 exons.
CAUCUUUGAACUCUCGCCGUGACGUCAUUCAUUUUCGUAAGGAAUCCCCUUUUGAAAAGGGGUUUUCCCAAUAUGGCAGGUGCUAGAUUGACUUCAAUUUACCAAAUUUAGAAAGCUUGAUAUCUCUGAAUGCCAAGUGAUGAAUACUGAAUACCUACUUAGCCUAGUAAUUAAACUGUAGUCAUGGAGGCAGACUUGCACCAAAGACCAUCUCAAACUUUAUCAGAUGACAAAGACACUGAUGUACCUCUUGGUGAAGAGGCAUAUGAAGCAGAGAUGGAAAAUAAUGGUGAUAUUUUAGAACCUCCAAAGGUUCUGGUGGACCCAGGUCCUUUUCUGUACAACAGAAGAGUAUGUGUGGUAGCCUUGCCGGUUUUUCUGCUCAUGUUGGCAAUGGUUGGAGAAACACUCGUGUUGCUGAUAUGUUUUGGUCUAGCCGUAUUGUUAUGUGUAGACAACAAAGGGUUACAUCAAAGGAGUAUGGUUGUAUUUAUGUCCAUUUUUGUUCCAAGUCAUAUUCUCAUCAUUUACUCAUUCUUUCCUUUAAUCUGGGUAUCUGUCCUGAAUCUCAUAUUACUAGUUUUAGUUAAUGCUUUUAUACUGAUGACUGGAGCGUGGAUAAUUCUACAGUUCAAAGUGUUCAGGAUGAAUGAAUAUGAUGUUUGUGUGUUUUUUGAGGAGACACUUUUUGCUGUAUAUCCUGCCAUAUCCGCAGGACUGUUAUGCUGGGCUGCAUCGACAGUGGUACCAAUACAACAUAUUCCAUUCCUCUUAGCUUUUAUAGGGUUUGUAUUCCUGCAGCUGUUUAUGGCUCCUACUACAUCAUCAUUUAGAAAACCUAAGUCAGAGGAGGACAGUUGUAACAUCCUGAAGGUCGCCAGUCUGACGGCUAUCUCUGUGAUAUAUUGUACUUUACCAACCAUCCUACAGAUAGUUAUACAUGUUGUCCAUCGUAGUCAGAUGUUUCAUAUUUCAUUUGUUACUGAAGUCAUUUUCCUAUCCAUGACACAGAUAUUUUUAUUAACUUUGAUGAGCAUCAGACCAUUAGUGGAAGCUUUAGGUCAUGAUCAUAGUUUAGUAGUAAAGUUAAGAUGGUUGAGUGGAGCUUCAGCUACCAUUUUAUGUUAUCCAGUCCUGAUGCAUCUUGGGAUAUCCUCUCACUUUUUACCAUGGUUACCAGCAGCCAUUGGUACAUACUCAGUUUUUGGUGCAGUUCUAAGUUACAAGAAAACUAAGAGAAUAUCAGAUGGAGUGUUAGCAGUAGCCAUUAUCUUUUCUGUUCUAUGGGGAUCAUUGUUACCAUGGAAACUUGCAUUUAAAUUAAUAUUUGGAUUGCCAUUGCCUGCUGUUUAUGUGAUGAUGUUAACCAAUGCUGUAUUGUGCCUUCUGAUUGGUUAUGUUGGUAGUCAUGGGAGACAAGAAAUGUUCAGUAUACUUGUAUGUAUACAGACUGUUGUGUUUGUUUGCUGUGAGACUGUGCUGUAUGAUGCAGGACUAUACAGAUGGCAGCUGUUUAUAAUCACCUGUGUAAUAGCUGCAUAUACAUUUCAGAGAUUACAUUUAUCUAAGAAAUUACCAUUACGUUUAAGUUGUUUCUGCAUGUCUCUAUACCUGUCUAAAGCGACCAUUGUCUUGAUAGAGCACUUUGUAUUCCAUCCUAACAAAGUACCAGUCUACAGCUAUGUCACCAUCCUGUUUCUGGUGUUUAUGAUCAUUAGAAUAUUUGUCACAGAAUUCGAUACAAAUGCUCAUUCAUUUACUGGACAUCUAGGAUUAUUAUGUGUAUCAGUUAUAGUGAAUGCCAACCCACUGAUAUAUGUUUUGUCAUCUUAUAUAUUUAUGACUGAAUCUGCUGCUAGUGAUAUUGCAGGACUAUGUAGUAUGGUGUGUGGUGUACUUAUAAUUAUAGCCCAGUCGAUACAUGUUCCAGAGGACCUCAGAGUCAGAUACACAGGGGUUUUGGGUAUAUUUCUUGGUCUAGUGUUUAUAGUUUUUAGACCUGACUUGACACCAACUCUUUACAGUGUUUUCCAAUGGAUAGAGGUAUUUAGUGUUAUUAGUUUUGUAAUUGUCAUGGUAACAGACUCAGUGACACAAUUUCUACAGAUCAUGUUGUGUUCAGCAGUACUUGGUCUGUGUCCUGGACUCAGAGCAGCUAUUAUGCUGUAUCCAGAAGACAAUAUACCUGUAUCAGGUGUGCUCUUGUUUAUGUUGUCAUCCUGUAUAAUAACCUGUAUCAUCCUCUGUUUCAUCAAAGCCCAGCACCUAAAACAUACAUUUGAAAAGAGAUUUAUAAAGAUGUCCACCAUGUUGGCUGUGGUUUCCAUGGUAGCAGUGAUCUCAGAUAUAGCAACAAGAGAAAAUCAUCAAAUGUUUCUAACAUUACCAUCAUUAAAAUUAAUUUUAUGUGCAAAUCUUGUUAUCAGCAUAUGUCUAAAGUUACUUGCACUCAGACAGAUUGGUGAACUCUUACCACUAACAGAACCAAAAGAUGAUAAAGAGGUUCCUUACUUACCAACAAUAGGAAACAUAGCUACAUUUAUAUCAUUUGUAAUGAUUUGUCUGAUGGCACCAACAUCCAGCUUUUUCCAUGAUGUUUGGUGUUGUGGAGCAAGUCUUGUGUUAGUUUGUUUACAAAAAGACAUGAGAAUCUUUAGUAGUUUACGAGAAGACAACCAAACCACUGCAACAAAAAUAACCUCUUUAGUAAUUCUAGUGACCGCAACAUUAUAUCGUAGUGACAUUUGGAAUUAUAAUUCGUCAUGGAUGUUUGCUCGUGGAGUUACAGAAAUAAUUCUUGUUUUAUUCUCAAUACCAAACUGUUAUAUUUUAUGGGGUUUACUUUAUGACAAUGUUUUAGUUUUAAAUGAACAGGUUGUAAUAUUUACGUUGCCUUUGAACUUUCCGUUGAUUUUGUAUGCUAGUAGUUAUACAGGGUGGGCAUUAGCAGUAGCUGGCAUUGUGUCGUCCAUAUGGAUGAUGUUUGCAAAGUUUGCUCUACAACCAUAUCAUGAUGAUUAUUGAGUUGACCUGAUUGGGUGAAACUUUUGUUAUAUUUUCGAACAAAUUUAAAGCUGGCGGAAUUUCAUGAUAUACCGGUAAAUGAUAUUUAUCUGUAAUACUGUGGAUUUAUUAUUAUUUGUGGGACACCAAUCUUCAUGGAUUUUGUGAUCACAUUUGAACAAUGAAUUAAAAUUUUCCAGCUUUUUCUAUAAGGUUGUAUGCA